Messenger RNA from Gossypium raimondii (Peruvian cotton), 2364 nucleotides. Its product is annotated as protein OCTOPUS. The record is from RefSeq and is a predicted model, not a curated record. NCBI's taxonomy places the organism in Eukaryota, Viridiplantae, Streptophyta, Magnoliopsida, Malvales, Malvaceae. The transcript has a single exon. Gene Ontology annotation, cellular component: plasma membrane. The coding region runs from base 176 to 2191 and encodes 671 amino acids.
UUCUGUUUUCUCUUUCUUUCUUCUCACUGUCUGUUGGAGCUAAGGCCCAAUCCCAGAGGGAAAGGGGGAAACCAAAUUAAACAAAAACUAAUUUCUCUUACAUUUUAUUUUUUAUUUUUAUAUUUUAUUAAUUUUCUCUGACUGAAGCUACUAAUAUGAGAAGAGCGCUCCUCUCAUGCCACUACCGGUUAUGAAUCCCAACGUGGAGCCACCACUUCCUGGGUUAGCACCGCCGCCACAACCGUCUCAGCCUCACCGUCCUUCUACCUCCUGUGACCGCCAUCCUCAAGAACAUUUUACUGGCUUUUGCCCCUCAUGCCUCUACGAACGUCUCGCUGUUCUCGAGCCUUCUUCUUCUUCUGCUUCUUCUUCUUCUCGGAAACCUCCCAUCGCCGCCAGUACUUCAACCGCCACCGCUGCACUUAAAGCCAUUUUCAAGCCUUCCGGAGGAGGUGGUACACAAUCCGGGUUUUUUCCCGAGCUCCGGCGAACAAAGUCCUUUUCGGCCUCGAAAAACGAGGGUUUCUCUGGUGUUUUUGAGCCCCAGAGAAAAUCUUGUGACGUUAGGGCUCGAAACACCCUUUGGUCACUCUUUCAUCAAGAAGCAACUGCAAACGGGAGGUCUUCUGAAGUUGCUGAAGCUGAAGCUCGAAAUUUGGCUUCUUCGACUGUUGGUCAAGGUCCUGUUUUUGAAAGUAAAGAAGAAGACCAAACUGAGACUGAAACCGAUCACAAUGACGACAUAGUGAUCGUAGAAGAACAACCGCCCAAUGUGGCUGCUCCUGCUACGAAUUUGAUAGAAGAGAAAGUUGAAGAAAUUGUGGAAGAAUACGAAAAGGAACUGUGCCAAGAAGAGGAGCUGAAGCCCAUGAAGGAUCAUAUAGAUCUUGAUUCGCAAACAAAGAACGCUUCUGGACGAGAUCUCAAAGAGAUUGCUGGGAGUUUCUGGUCGGCUGCUUCAGUCUUCAGCAAGAAAUUACAAAAAUGGAGGCAAAAACAAAAACUUAAAAAGAGGGGAAAUGGAUGUGGGUCAGCGAGAUUGCCAGUGGAGAAGCCCAUAGGGAGACAAUACAGAGAAACCCAGUCAGAAAUUGCGGAUUAUGGGUUCGGGAGAAGGUCUUGUGAUACAGACCCAAGGUUUUCCCUUGAUGCUGGGAGGAUGUCAUUUGAUGCACCAAGGAUGUCUUUUGAUGCAGCAAGAAUGUCAUGUGAUGAUCCCAGAUAUUCUUUUGAUGAACCAAGAGCUUCCUGCGAUGGAUAUCUGAUGGGGAGAAUGUUCCCAAGAAUGCCCACAAUGGUUUCCGUUGCGGAAGAUGCUCCAGUUCAUCAUGUUAUGAGGUCUGAUACUCAGAUCCCUGUGGAGGACCCGACGGCUAUGAAUUAUGUUACUGAGGAGGAUGAAUCGCUUCCUGGAGGGUCAGCUCAAACAAGGGAUUAUUAUUCUGAUUCUAGGAGAAGAAAAAGCCUUGACAGGUCCAGUUCUAGUAGGAAGACUGCUGCAGCUAUAGUGGCUGAAAUGGAAGAAAUGAGGUCGGCUUCUAGUACAAAGGUUUCCCCUGCAGCUGUUGAUUACACCCAUGGACCUAAACCUGUCAUGCCUGAUAGGGAUUCCAGGGAUUCAAAUUCUUUGAGGGAUGAUUAUUCUGACACUUUUGAGAUUGGCUUCAAAGAUAAUGCAUCUGUGAUUGGGAAUGGGGAACAGAAAGAGUCAUCUAAGAAGUCGCGGAGGUGGAGUAAAGCUUGGAACAUUUGGGGCUUUAUUAACAGGAAGAGUGUUAACAAAGAUGAGGAUGAAGAUAGGUAUUCUAGAGCUAACGGUGUGGAGAGGUCAUAUUCAGAAUCUUGGCCUGAGUUGAGAGGGGAAAGGAAUGGAGAUGUGAGAGGAGGUUUUAAUCCAAAGGUAAUGAGGAGCAAUAGCAGCGUAAGCUGGAGGAAUUCUAGCAGUUUCGGUGCAGGAUCAUUUAGUGGUGCAAGGAAGAACUAUGUUGAGUCAAAUGGGCAUAGCAAGAAGAAAAAAGAUGAUUUUGUGUUGGAAAGGAACAGGAGUGCAAGAUAUUCACCAAAUCACUUUGAUAAUGGACUGUUAAGGUUCUACAUGGCACCGAUGAGCGCCAGCCGGAGAGUUGGGUCAGGCAAAACCAGGGCAAGCAAUGCACAUUCUAUUGCAAGGACCUUACUAAGGUUGUACUGAAUUUUAGAUUCAUAAGUUGUUUUUCUUUGGUUUAAUGUUAAUUUUGCUGCACUUGUUAUGUAACCAAACAUGCCUCUGUAUUUUGGUGGUUGGUUAGAUUAAAACAAAAGCAUUUCUUGAACAUUUUUUGCCUUCACUGUUGAAAUAACAAUAUGUUUUCUUGUUUCUAGUCA